AUGGCAACGAUCUACGACCUCCCCGCCGAGGUUAUCCUUCUAAUCAUCGAAACGCCGUCCUUCCCCCUCAACACACUCAACGCGCUCCUCCGCACUAACCGCAAUUUCCAUGGUCUCCUCACUCCCUUCCUAUACAAGCGCGCCUCGAAGCUCGCUUCAAGCCCACUCCACUGGUCCGCCGCCCGUGGCUUCAGGAACAACAUUACGCCUCUUGUUGCGGCCGGAUGUGACAUCGAAGUAAAAGACUGGACCAAUAGGACGCCACUCAUGGCCGCCGCCUUGGGAAACCACCUGGACACCGUCCGCGCGCUCCUAGACAAUGGUGCAAACAUCAAUGAGCACUCCGGCCGUUUCAAUGACGAUGGUACGGCUCUGCAUCUUGUGGCCCGCGAUGGCAGUGUUGAGAUGGUAACGCUGCUAUUGGACUACGGUGCGAACGUGAAUGUGCGGGAGGCACGUGGGGCGACACCGCUGCAUUGGGCGGUGGAUACGGGGGGUCAGGGAUGGGAGAAUACGGAUGAUCUGCCUUUGGGGUUUGGUGUAGGGAGUAAAACAGAUGGAGAGACGGCACUGAGGAUGGCCGUAACUAGGGGAAACAUGCGCAUGUUUGAGAUGCUGUUGAGGAGGGGAGCCGGCAUCGAGACUCCCGCACGGCUGGGGGAGACGGCGUUGAUGUCGGCUGUGGCCUGCGAAAGGAUGGGUAUGGUGAGUGCUCUACUGGAAAGAGGGGCAAUGAUUGGGUGUAGGAAUGAUUAUGGCGAGACAGCACUGCAUUACGCAGCGGUGCAAACGGACUCUAAAGAGAUGCUGGAAGUACUUCUGGAUGGGUACGAGAGGAGUUCAGAGGUUAAGGAGCCCGGGUAUAUUGAUACACAGAACGACGAGGGGAAUACCGCCCUUCACCUAGCUACGCGUGACGAGGCCAGGAAGAUGCGCAUCGAGGCGGGGAAGGCCCUUCAGCAACUCCAGGCAGAGGAACCCACCAGCGAUGGCGAGGCGAGGAUGUGCCCCGCCUAUGUCAUACAGCAAAGAGCAGAGGCAAAUCUCACCGCGUCCGUCCGGCUCCUCCUCGAGAGGGGUGCCAACCCAAACUGCCCCAACGAGAUUGGGCGGCGACCUCUUCACAAUGCGGCCGCGAACGGAUACGUCCAGAUGGCGCAAGUUUUGCUAGAUCAUGGCGCCGAGAUUGAUGCCACCGACGUGGACGGCGUCACGCCGCUAGUUCGGGCAGGAAGGGUGAGUUGGACGGUAAGGAGGAAACCUGAGCAGCUGGAAGGUAGGAUUGGUGUUGUCAGACUGCUGCGUAAGCGAAAGGCGAUCUGUGAUGGCAUCCAGGAGUGGACGAAAGGCAAUCAGGCAUUGUCGGAUGCACUGGGCGAGUAUGAUGAUGAUUAUGACAUAAGCAGCAGCAGCAGCAGCAGUAGGAACAGGAGAACAGUCAAAGCAAGCCGCGAGAAUCCUAAGCAUGCAAGAGCCGUAUUUCUGGGUAGGGUAUGGCAUAGUCUUGUCAGACCGGCCCGUCUGCACAUCGGCAUGGUAUCAAUCGAGGGAUAUACAUGUAAAUCUAUAUAG
Molecule: messenger RNA, 1572 nt
Organism: Morchella importuna
Lineage: Eukaryota; Fungi; Ascomycota; Pezizomycetes; Pezizales; Morchellaceae
Exons: 4
Coding region: 1-1572 (523 amino acids)
Molecular function (GO): protein binding
Source: RefSeq, a predicted model, not a curated record